GCCAAAUAGUAGACAAGCGUUCCCCUCUGCAAACAGUCACAUUCAAGAGCUCAAGCCAAAGAGACACUCGAGCGGACCAGCAGCAAUAGCAGGAAAGCAGAAACAGCAUUAACAGCAGCAUCGGCCAAAGCAGCAAAAGCAAAAGCAGCGGCAGCAAAAGCAGCAGCACAGCAACCAAUUCCCAGCUUCAGACUUCAGUGGCCAACAGCCAGCUAAAUAUCCACGUUCGUGCGUCGGUUUUUUGUGGCCAAAUCGGUGCGGCAGAAAAUAAAUAUUAAAAAAAAAAAAAGGAAAUAGAAUCAUAACAAAAAUAGUAAAAUAGAGAUAUAUCUCAGUUUUAUAUGAUUAUCCCACACAAAUAAUUAAAUCACAGUGUUUACAAACAAAGCUUAGAAGCAAAAGCAAAAGCAGAAGCAGAAGCAGAACCUUCCAACAAGUGACAAGUGCCCAAGUGCUCUCGAUAAAAUGCCAGAAAUAUGCAAACUAAAGCAGUGAUAGUGCACUGAAAGCCCAGUCUUGAUUGGUUAAUCAAUCAUAUAAGGCCACCUUAAAAAGACCUCCUUUUUGAUUUUUCGUUUUGAAUAACGCGUCCCAGAACGCGUUGCCUUUUCCAUCGAUCCACCAGAGGGCAGCGCGUCCGAAAGCCGGCAACAUAACGGCGCAACUAUUGAACAGCUUCCUGAAGGGUAGUCCCCACCAGACCACCAUUGACAUCAUGCAGAAGCUCUACGCGGAGCCGCCUCCGAGCAGUGCUCCGGUGAGCAUGGCCAGUUCGGGUGGCGGUCCUCCAUCGGGCGGGGGAGGCGGCGGAGGAGGAGGAGGCGGUGGGCCCCCACCGCCCAGCAAUAACAACCCGAAUCCGACGAGCAAUGGCGGCAGCAUGAGUCCCCUGGCCCGAUCCGCCUACACAAUGAACAGCAUGGGCAUCCCGGUGGGCGGCAUGUCGUCCGUCUCCCCCCAGGCGGCGGCUACCUUCAGCUCCAGCGUUCUGGACUCGGCGGCGGCGGUGGCCAGCAUGAGUGCCAGCAUGAGCGCCAGCAUGAAUGCCAGCAUGAACGGCAGCAUGGGUGCGGCGGCCAUGAACUCGAUGGGCGGCAACUGUAUGACCCCCAGUUCGAUGAGCUAUGCCAGCAUGGGAUCCCCACUUGGAAACAUGGGUGGCUGCAUGGCCAUGUCGGCGGCUAGUAUGUCCGCCGCGGGUUUAAGCGGCACCUAUGGAGCCAUGCCGCCGGGUUCACGGGAGAUGGAGACUGGUUCCCCCAAUUCCCUGGGCAGAUCGCGGGUGGACAAACCGACCACCUAUCGGAGAAGCUAUACGCAUGCCAAACCGCCGUACAGCUACAUCUCGCUGAUCACCAUGGCCAUCCAGAAUAAUCCCACCAGGAUGCUGACGCUCUCGGAGAUCUACCAGUUCAUCAUGGACCUCUUUCCGUUCUACAGGCAGAAUCAGCAGCGCUGGCAGAAUUCCAUCAGGCAUUCGCUGAGCUUCAACGACUGCUUUGUGAAUCCCAGGACACCGGACAAGCCGGGAAAGGGAUCCUUCUGGACACUGCAUCCGGAUUCGGGGAAUAUGUUUGAGAAUGGUUGCUAUCUGCGGAGGCAGAAGAGGUUCAAGGAUGAGAAGAAGGAGGCCAUCAGGCAGCUACAUAAGAGUCCAUCGCAUAGCAGCUUGGAGGCCACCAGCCCGGGCAAGAAGGAUCACGAGGAUUCGCAUCAUAUGCACCACCACCACCACAGCCGACUGGAUCACCAUCAGCAUCACAAGGAGGCGGGUGGAGCAUCCAUCGCCGGGGUGAAUGUCCUGAGUGCGGCACACAGCAAGGAUGCGGAGGCCCUGGCCAUGCUGCAUGCCAACGCGGAACUGUGCCUCAGCCAGCAGCCGCAGCACGUGCCCACCCAUCACCACCACCAGCACCACCAGCUGCAGCAGGAGGAGCUCUCGGCGAUGAUGGCAAAUCGGUGCCAUCCGUCGCUGAUCAGCGACUAUCACUCCUCGAUGCAUCCGCUGAAGCAGGAGCCCUCCGGCUACACGCCCUCCAGCCACCCGUUCUCCAUCAACCGCCUGCUGCCAACGGAGUCGAAGGCGGACAUCAAGAUGUACGACAUGAGCCAGUACGCCGGCUACAAUGCGCUCAGUCCGCUGACCAACUCACACGCUGCCUUAGGCCAGGACUCCUACUACCAGAGCCUGGGUUACCAUGCGCCCGCCGGCACCACGAGCUUGUGACAUCACCAAUACCCGCUGGCUUAAGGACGCGCGGAACAGAUGCUGCGCUCGCAGCAGCAACAGCACCUGCAGCAGCAGCAACAACACCACCUGCAGCAGCAACAGCAGCAGCAGCAACAGCAGCAGGCGCAACAGCAGGCGCAGCAGCAACAGCAGCUGCAACAGCAGCAGCAGGCGGCGCAGCAACUGACAUCCGCUUCCAAUACACCAGCAACAUCGGCAGCAGCCAAGGCCAGCGGCAAGGCGGGAUCGGGCUCGGGAUCGGGAACGGGCUCCGGAUCGGGCUCCGGCUCGGGAUCAGGAUCUAACUACUCACAAAAGCUGCACCAGCAGCAGCAACAGCAGCAGGCGCAACAGCAGCAGCAGCAACACCACCAGGCGCAGCAGCAACAGUUGCUGCAGGAACUGCAGGAGGACUCCUCGAACAUCACCAGCGAUCUGAGCGAGGAGCAACUGCAGCAGCAUCAGGCGGCGCAGCAGCAGUUGUACAACAACUAUCAGCAAUAUGCCGCCGCGGCGGGCUAUAGAAAUUGGAAUCACAGCCUAACUUUCAAUGGAGCCGCCGCCCUGCAGAAUCUGCUGUAGCACUAGCUAUAGAUCCCAAUCCCAAUACCACUACCCAUACCAAUCUCGAUCUCGACAGGCAGCGGCUUUGUUGCUAGCUGCCAAUUAGCGAGUGCAGUGCCAGUGGCUUUUAGCACCUGACACAUCCAAAUCCAAAUCCCCAUCCAAAUCCACAUCCUCAUCCUUUGAGCACGUGAGUCUUCGGCCGCCAACUCGCACUUGUACAUAUACAUAUAUAUAUAGGGAGCGCUGCCUUUUGAGUUGUUCAGUUUCAGUUCCAAUACUAUAUAUAUAUAUGCAAAUACCAUUCUGUUCCGGGGGGUUAUCAAAUCAAAGAGGAGGACAACGAUGAGGAGCGAAAGAAAAAGUGAUGUAGUUGUAAGUGCAGCAGAACUUUUGUUAACAUUUUUACGUUUUGCUAAUACACAAAUACAAAAUAAUAAUUCCGUGCCAUUUGUUUUCGUUGUUUCGAAACAAGCAAUAACAAUCAAAGCGGUUAAAACUAAAAAAUUUAAAAAACAUUUUAAAUGUAUCCGAGUGAGGAGGAGUAGUAGAGAUAGAGAGAAAGUGGGGAUCGUGUGUAAUGUUCGUUCAGAAAACAGAAAACCCUAACUAAAACAGUCCCAAAAAGAGAGAUACAAAUACUAGAAACCUUUAUCCAAAGGCAAUCGCAAUCGCAAUCGAAUUCGAAUCGCAAAUGAUCAAAAACCAAAAAGAAAUCUGAAAUCUAAACCAUCAUAUUCAGCAGUCCAGCAAACACCCUAAGAAUCUUCAAACUAUCUAAGCAACAAAAUCUGGCCAUGCAUAUAAGGAAACGUCACGUUUUUUAUUGAAUAAUUUAUCAAAUUCCCAUUUAUAUAUACGCGCAUCGAUAUACGCCGAUAUAUCGCAAAAUCCCGCAUUUCAUUUACAUUGUGUGUCUUCUGUUGUUGUACGAAUUCGUUAGGCUAAGGCAUUUUGUAAAUAAUCUAUAAAUAGAUAAAUUUAAGCAACACCCCAUAAAAAACCCCAAUUUAACUAAGCAACCAACUUUUAACUAACUCAAGAAUUAAUCAAAUUGUAUGAAAUUAUGCCACACCACUUGAAAAUAAAUAUAAUAUAAAUAUAAAUAUUGUAUAGCAUUUAACAUUUAAUUAGCAUAAAUAAUGAAGCAAAACACAAAAAGAAAAAAAAAUCAC
Messenger RNA from Drosophila suzukii, 3969 nucleotides. RefSeq names its product fork head (gene fkh). The record is from RefSeq and is a predicted model, not a curated record. NCBI's taxonomy places the organism in Eukaryota, Metazoa, Arthropoda, Insecta, Diptera, Drosophilidae. Gene Ontology annotation, molecular function: transcription factor binding; RNA polymerase II cis-regulatory region sequence-specific DNA binding; protein domain specific binding. Gene Ontology annotation, biological process: regulation of transcription by RNA polymerase II; anatomical structure morphogenesis; cell differentiation.